Molecule: messenger RNA, 1420 nt
Organism: Ascoidea rubescens DSM 1968
Lineage: Eukaryota; Fungi; Ascomycota; Saccharomycetes; Ascoideales; Ascoideaceae
Gene: UFE1
Product: Ufe1p
Exons: 1
Coding region: 48-1292 (414 amino acids)
Biological process (GO): retrograde vesicle-mediated transport, Golgi to endoplasmic reticulum
Cellular component (GO): SNARE complex; endoplasmic reticulum
Source: RefSeq, a predicted model, not a curated record
CAGCAAGACCUUCUGUGUUAUGCUGUGAUAACAGUGAAACCGAUGAGAUGCCUGAUUUAACUUCUCUUUUUUUCAAUUGCAUUAGGAUAUUUGACGAGGAAAAUUUGAAAGAGCCUCUGGCGCUUAAAACAACUAGAGAAAACUCCAUUUCUAUUGAAAAGAGAAAUUCCUAUUUCAUCAUCAAUGACGAUUUUAACAAAGAGUGCACAGAUUUGUCAAAUAAAUUGACUGAUUUGACUUCAUUAAUAAGAGAAUUGAGACCAAGCUACUUGCUAUCCUCUAGAUACCAUGAUAAUGAUUUCUUAUCGUCUUAUGGUGGAAACAACGACGAGAGCGACAGUGAAAAUGACAGCCAAAAUGAAGAAAAAGAUAUGACAGAAGCCCAGAAGGAUGAAUUUGAUUCUGAAUGCUUUAUGAUGAUAAGGAAUUACACAUUUUUGCUAGCUCAAAUUGAAAAAUAUGAAAAGAUGAGGGCUGAAAAAAGAAUCAUUUCAAUAAAGAAAACUAAAAAAAUAGCAACCUCAAGCCAGUUACAAACGAUUAACCUUGACCAGGAAAAUUCUAUAUUUUCCAAACUAAAGUCAACAGUGGGUAAUAUAAGCAGUGUUGUAAAUUCUGUUUCCAAUAAAGAUUCAUUGGAAUUGUUUACUGAUGACAUUUCAAAACAUCGUUCCAAGAUUUUAUUAUAUCUAAAGGAAGAAUUGGAAUAUUUAUCCAGUACAUUUCAGGAAAUGCAAAUGAUAAGAUUGAAUAGAAAAAAGGACAUAAGAAUGAACGAUCUAAGUAAUAUCACAAUAAGUAACGCUUCAAACAUACCUAUUGACUCAAAAAUUAAAGACAAUAAUAACAAUAAUAACUUUGAUAUACAAAACGAUGCAAACACUGUUUCAUUAGAGGAAGAAUAUGAAAAGAAAAAAUUAAUUAAUGAAAAUUACAAAACUUAUGAAAUGGCAAUGCAAAAAUUAACUUUACAACAAAAAAAUGAUCUUGCAAAGCAAAGCUCUUUUUUGUUGAAAAAUAAGUCAGAAGAGCUCAGUAAAAUUAAAAAUUUGGAAAAAUCUUUGAUUAAUAUAGUGAACAUAUCAAAAGAAAUAUCGGUCAAUCUAACUACUCAGUCUGAACAAAUUGAAAACUUGAUUGAAGUUCAAGAAUUAAACGAAUUAGAUGUUUUGAAGGGAAAUAAAAAUUUGGCAAGUAGCAAGAAAAAAAGUAGAAGAAGUGCUAAAAUUAUCAUUUGGACUUCCAUCUUUUUAGGAUGUUUUAUUAUAGUCUACGAUUUUGUUAUUUGGUGAUAAAUCAAAACAAUUAGAAAGAUUGUACAGAAACUACAUAAAUAUCUUUUAUUUAAUAAUUUAUUUACGAAAAAUUAUUUUAUGCUUUAUAAUAUAGUCAAUUUCAAUUUAAAUACAUAAAAAGCCAG